Molecule: messenger RNA, 3462 nt
Organism: Neohortaea acidophila
Lineage: Eukaryota; Fungi; Ascomycota; Dothideomycetes; Mycosphaerellales; Teratosphaeriaceae
Product: 26S proteasome regulatory subunit rpn2
Exons: 3
Coding region: 1-3462 (1153 amino acids)
Biological process (GO): proteasome-mediated ubiquitin-dependent protein catabolic process; regulation of protein catabolic process
Cellular component (GO): proteasome regulatory particle, base subcomplex; proteasome complex; nucleus
Molecular function (GO): enzyme regulator activity
Source: RefSeq, a predicted model, not a curated record
AUGGUGGGAUUGACAUCGGCCGCGGGCCUCGUUGGCUUCCUCGCCGAGCCAGACCCCGUCUUGCAGGCUUUUGCUCUCGAAAGACUCAAUGAGGAAAUCGACAGUGUCUGGACGGAGGUCUCCGGCUCCAUCGGCCAAAUAGAAGCGUUGUACGAAGACGAUACCUUUUCGCAUCGCGAACUCGCCGCCCUCGUCCUCUCCAAAGUCUACUACCAACUGCAGGAAUACAAUGAGUCCAUGGUCUUUGCCCUCGGCGCCGGCAAAUACUUCAACCUUGCCAACGCCGGCGAAUACGAGGAGACCAUCGUGGCACGAUGCAUCGACACCUACAUCGCCCUGAGCGUCUUGGACAACCCCGCUGUCCCACUGAUCAGGCAGAAGCGCUCCUCCGAAUUCCUGGACAAGUACACCCAGGACGCCAACGCUCCCGCCACCGCCACCGCCAGCCAGACCUCCCCGAUCUUGCCCUUUUCCCACGACUCCCUACCUUCCAAGUCGCUCUUGGCACAGGGGGAGGAGGAGGGCGAUCCGCGCCAUGCUCGCAUGCUCGACCCCCACGAUGUGGGUGGUGGCCACCCCGGUGGCUCCGGUGCCCAUCCCAACCCCUCCACCCUCUCGGGCGCGGUGAAGAAGAGCUUGCACGCCAUCGUACGCCGCCUGUUCGAGAGCUGCUACGACGUUGCCGCCUACAAGCAAGUGGUCGGCAUCGCAGUGGAGGCGCGCAAUAUGGAUGUCCUGCGAGAAGCCAUCCUCCGCUCCAGCCAAGAUGAAAGGAGCAAGGGCAAGAAGGUGGCGACGGGUCAAACGGACGACUUGAUGGAGUACGUCCUGGACAUCUGCAUGAACGUCGUGCAGGAGCGAGGCCUGCGCAAUCAAAUCCUCCAGCUGAUCCUCAACCUCCUCAAUGACAUCCCGAGCCCCGAUUACUUCUCCAUCGCGCGAUGUGUCGUCUACCUCAACGAGCACGGCAUGGCCUCCAAGAUCUUGAGAGAGCUUGUUCAGAAGGGCGACGGCCGCUCUUUGGCAAUCGCGUAUCAGCUGUCCUUUGAUUUGUACGAGAACGGCACCCAGGAAUUCUUGCAAAAAGUCGUCGAAGAGCUGCCAGAGACCGAAGAGACCGACAAAACCGACUUGCCGACCAUGAAUGGCAACGCCGUUCGACCCAUCGUGCAUCCAAACGAGGCUGCCACUUCCGAGGAAUCCGACCAGCUGCUGCGAGAACUCCAGGAGAGCUCCGGCCCUCCGCAAACUAUUGUGGCAUCAAGAGCGAAGCCCGAGGCCGGCUCUGCGGACGAUGCCAAGGCAUUCGCCUCAGUAAAGAGCAUCCUUCGUGGCACAAAGAGCAUCGAGCUGAACGUCGAGUUCCUCUACCGGAGCAGCCGCACCGACCGAGCCAUUCUGAACAAGAUCCGCGAUUCGCUCGAAGCGCGCAACAGCAUCUUCCAUUCCGCCAUCACCUUUUCCAACGCCUUUAUGAACGCUGGCACGAUGAUCGAUGGGUGGCUAAGAGAUAACCUGGAGUGGCUGCAGAAGGCUGUCAACUGGAGCAAAUUCACCGCCACGGCCGCACUUGGUGUGAUACACAGGGGCAACAUCGGGCAGGGACAGAAACUACUCGAGCCGUAUCUACCAAAGGAGCACCCCACGGCUGGCGCGGGCAGUACGUACAGCCAAGGAGGUUCCUUGUACGCCCUGGGUCUGAUAUAUGCCAACCACGGAACGCAUGUGCUCGACUACCUGCAAAGGCAAUUUGCUGCGACGCAAGAAGAGGUGGUCCAACACGGCGGUGCUCUUGGCCUGGGUGUGGCCGGCAUGGCCACCGGGUCCGAGCAGAUUUACGAAGCGCUCAAGAAUGUGCUGUACCAGGACUCAGCAAUCAAUGGAGAGGCUGUCGGCCUGGCCAUGGGUCUUGUUAUGCUGGGAACAGGCAACUUGAAAGCUGUACAAGACAUGAUCCAGUAUGCACAUGACACACAGCAUGAGAAGAUCGUACGAGGACUGGCCAUGGGCAUGGCGCUCAUCAUGUAUGCCCGACAGGAGAACUCGGAUCAGCUUUCCAACGGCCUGCUCGACGAUCCGGACCCAGCUCUUCGAUACGGAGGCAUCAUGACGAUCGCUUUGGCGUACUGCGGGAGUGGAAGCAACAAGGCUGUGCGCCGACUCCUACAUAUCGCCGUCAGCGAUGUCAGCGAUGAUGUGCGGAGAGUCGCCGUGAUGAGUCUCGGCUUCGUGCUCUUCCGCAAGCCGGGAUCGGUGCCUCGCAUGGUCGAGCUGCUGUCGGAGUCGUAUAAUCCGCAUGUGCGAUAUGGUGCCACUAUGGCCUUGGGCAUCGCCUGCGCCGGCACCGGCCUCGAGGCCGCCGUCGACCUUCUCGAACCAAUGAUGAAGGACACCGUGGACUUUGUCCGGCAAGGCGCCCUCAUCAGCUUGUCCAUGAUUCUCGUUCAACAGAACGAUGCGAUGAACCCCAAGGUUACCUUCAUUCGGAGGGAGCUGCAGAAGAUCAUCGGCGACCGACACGAAGACGCCAUGGCCAAGUUUGGCUGCGCCUUGGCGCUCGGCAUCAUCGAUGCCGGUGGGCGGAACUGCACCAUUAGCCUGCAAACGCAGACGGGCAACCUCAAUAUGGAGGCGAUUGUUGGCAUGGCAGUGUUUACGCAGUAUUGGUACUGGUUCCCACUGACGCAUUUCCUGUCCUUGACAUUCACGCCGACCAGUAUAACCGGCGUGGACCAAGACUUGGAGAUUCCGUCUUUCAAAUUCCACAGCAACACGCGACCUAGCCUGUUCGACUACCCACCUGAGCAGGAAGUCAAGGCCGAGGAAGCGCCGGAGAAGGUCAAGACGGCUGUGCUAUCGACGACGGCGCAAGCAAAGCGCAGAAAGCUGGCCAAAGCUCGGGCAGAGGGGAUGGACGUCGACCCCACGCCCACCACGCCUAAAGCGGAUGGCGCGGAUGCUGAGAUGAAGGAUGAGGACUCAAACGUCGUCGAGACGGGCAAGGAGGAGGAGAAGAAGGACGGCGACAAAGAGAGCAGUAGGAAGAAGGUGGAGAAGGAGAAGGUGGGCUACGACCUGGAGAAUAUGAGCCGCGUCUUGCCGGGUCAGAUCAAGUACAUCUCCUUCCCGCAGGAUGGGCGGUACCAGCCCGUCAAGAAGCCCACCGGUGGUCCCAUCCUUCUCUUCGACACGAAGCCUGGUGAAGAGAAAUCGCUUGUCGAACUCAAGGCGAAGAAGAAGACUUCGCCUCCUGCUCCUCAACCCACCACCGGUAGGACCACGGCAAAUGGCGGGCCCGCUGGCGCCAGCGGACUCGGCGAGGUUCUGGGGACUGGUGGAGCGGCAGCGGCUGUCGGCGUGUUGACCGCGGUAGACGAAGACGAGGAAGGCGGAGAGGAGGCGCCGGUGCCUGAGGAGUUCGAAGUCGAGGAGGACGACGACGACGAAGAGAUGGAGGAGUAA